Messenger RNA from Physcomitrium patens, 2949 nucleotides. RefSeq lists its product as uncharacterized. Gene Ontology annotation, biological process: regulation of gene expression. Gene Ontology annotation, molecular function: DNA-binding transcription factor activity. NCBI's taxonomy places the organism in Eukaryota, Viridiplantae, Streptophyta, Bryopsida, Funariales, Funariaceae. The record is from RefSeq and is a predicted model, not a curated record.
AAUGUCCCUGCAUUCGCCCACAUCAUACAUAGAAUGGUUGCGUUUACAUUGAAGUAGCAACAACUCCGUACCUUUUUGGUUUUCUACUGCAGUUCAAGUGAGUGUGCAGAGCGUGUGAGACGUGCAGAGUGUAGAUCCUGUAGUGUUUGAGGAUUUAUUUGAUAGCAUAUCGGCUGAACAUGCAGAGAGAGAGAGAGAGAGAGAGAGAGAUAGAUGUGAUUAAUACUUGAUGUAGCUCAGCUUGCUUGAUAACAGAAUUGUGAUUCAGUGCUAGUAGAUUUCAAUUGAGCGUGUCGUGGGUUUACUUAGCCAUGAGCUCACCGAAGAAUAAUUUGUUGCAGACCUGAAUGAAUCAGUGUGAAGUCUUUCAUUUCAGAACCCAGAACUUUAUCAGAGUUGCCAACUGCUAGUGGAGUUGACGUGACAUUAGUAAAGCAUGAGUGGCAUUUGGAAAAGUUAGUUCGUAUGGCUUUGAAAGAAGAUAUCACUUUAGUUCGGAUUGACAGGCACCCCGUAGGAUUUUACUGAGAUUCAGUCAGUAUUUGCAGCUUGUGCUAAAGAGCACUUUUGAUAAGUCGCUCCAGAGUGUCCACUUGAAACAGAGAGUGGCAGAUCUGAGAAUUUGCACCGGAAUACUUUCUACAAUGCUACGGAUGUAGCAUUGCGCCAUCCUAAUUUCAUUUCUCCGUCAAUCAAGGGUUUUCACACUCUGAGGCAUUUCGAUCAUCUCCACCAGGCUCCAGAUCCAUAUUCUUGCACAUGGAUCUCACUGCCGAAGUAGUGAGUUUCUGGCAGCAACUAUGAUGCCCCGUGCGAAUGGGGCGCAGAAAGCUCAUGGUUUCAAACUAGGCUGUUAUCAGCAAAGUGUGAAGAUUCCUCUUUUGUUGACGCCUGAUCUAUUCAAGUUAGCUGAUUCAACCACAGAUGGCUGAAAAAGAAAGAUACUAAACUGGCUGAUGCGCACAACGAGCGCAUUGUGAGUUGUGGUCGACUUGAGUCCACGUCGUUGCAAGCUUUUCUAGAAUUGAAGGGAAUAUUGACUUGAACCUUCUUCAGCUUUUGAGCUCUCUAGCUCAACAUGGCCGCUCUGUACUUCUACAAUAACGUCAUUGAGCCUGAGUCUGGUAGUCUCCACCGCAACAUCGACAGUUCAAGGAAUGUUGCAGUUUACAGCAGCUCCGGCGACAACUCAAGCAUGUUUGAAUCGAAUUGGUCCGACUCUUAUCUCUCUUCCUGCAGUUCCCGUGAAAGUGCUGCAACACUUCUGGCUCUCCCGGACGAGGAGCCUCACCUGAAGUUUCCCAUCGAAGUAGAUGAAGUUUUCUUGGACGACGCCUCGGAGUUUCUGCAACAGGGAUCUUGCAAUGGAAUGGUCAUGCACCCCAAUUUUGUCAACGCCCUCAAGAAUAUGGUCGCGCCGGAUUUUCCUGAAGCAGGAAGAUGUUUUGAGCUGAAUCAGUAUGCCCAACAACAGGAGAUGCUGUUCCUUGAGCAGGAACUCUUCGCAAUCCCGGCUCAACUAUCACUCAUUUGUGACAAUGGUUCACGCACGAGUCUGGAGUCUGGAACAGUACCUGUGGAAUCGAUCGAGAAAUAUAAACCCCCCCCUCUAAACAUGAAGAGGUUGGAGAAGCUGGAGGACCCGUCUGACAACAACAUUGAGGCAGCCGAAGUGUCCGUCGACCUGAUCAACAAUCGCCGCCCUUUCCGAUGCGGCCAGGAAGGUUGCAACAAGACGUUCAAGAACCCACAAACCAUGAAGAUGCAUCACAAGACGCAUUACACAAACAGUACUGCGAUAGCCAGGGGUGGCACCGAAAUGCUGCCUACCUUGACGUCAGGUUCUUUGAAGGCUGGCCAGAACAAAAAAAUUCCGUCGCGAUGCCCCAAAUGCAGGAAAACCUUCGUCGGUCUUUACGAGCUUCGGCGCCAUUACGGUCGCAAGCACUCCGAGGGCGAGAAGCCUUUUGGGUGUCGCAAAUGCGGGAAGAGAUUUUAUGUGGAGGUUGACGUGCGGGAUCAUGAGAAGCUGUGCGGGGAGCCAUUAGAGUGCAAGUGCGGCCUCAGGUUUGCCUUCAAGUGCAACUUGGUGGCGCAUAAGAAGGCACAUCCGGCAUGCCAGGGGUGUGCGACAGUAAAUUCGAUCAAAUCACCAACAAUAUCAGAAGAAUAUUUGAGCCAUAGCCGAGUGAGCUCAAAAUUGUCUACUCUCCCCUGGCAAGGCAUCAAGCGGCCUCGGCUCGAAGAAACAAGUAGGAACUCACCGUUCACUACCUCUUGUCACCCAUCCACCUUUGCGCCGCCAGCGCUGGAUUUCAAAUGCCCUCCAGAACUGGACAAUAUGUCCACGAAGGCUGUCAGUUCCGGCUUCUUGGGAUUGCAAUUCUCUACGGAUGGGAGCUCCUUCUGGGCAUCCAACAUGAACUACCCGACUGCACAUGUUGCUAAUCCGCCGGUGUCGGUGCCGUCCCCCAUGAACUCAUCAGUGCUCGGAGACAUGGAGCAGCCCCAGAGCCAGUUUUUCAACUGCAGACCACAAACCAGAGGACUUGGUCACGAAAUGAAGGUCAGUCUCCAUGAAGAUUCCUCUUGGCGUUGACGCUAGAUUCAGAAAGUUUUUGUGGCGCUCUUAUAUUAGUGGCACGGUCUAUCAGAAAUAGGCUCGUCUUAAACGAUUAAUGUUUGCCGAAAUAUUCUAAGUGUAGGGUGGGGGACGGAAAAUAAUCUCCGUUCUUCUGAACCGAUAGCUUUUGAUGGCACAUCCUAUCAUGCCUAAUUGAAUCCUGUGAGAACCAAAGAAAAUCACAAAAAGAGCGCAGAAUAAACACGUAGAGAAGGUGCAUAUAUGCGGUGGCGGUUUUAUGUCGCCCAAUUGUGUACCUUUUCUAACUGCAUGUAAUGCUUUUAGGAUACGGCAAGUAACGGAAUCCAACGUUGGACUGUUAUUUU